UGUUUCUGUUCUUUUCUAAGACACAUUUCUUAAAGCCUGGGGAACCUGACAGAGAGCCGCAGGAGAUUAUGCUGGAGAUCAGAGGACAACCAACAAGGAGAGGACUCCCAUUUUUUAGGUUUCCCUGCUAAUCCUGGGACAUGCCCAUGUCCCCAAUCUGUGACUGUUCUGAAAGUAAAUGUGUGUCUCCAGUCACCAGGGGAAAUUCAAGCUCAGAGUUUAGGAUUCUUUCAAAUGGGCACAACAUAAAUCUGCUUUGACCUGAUUUUUGAGUCAAGCCCUCAUUUAACUGAGCUUCUAAAACAUGCAAAAGUUUCACCAGAUUUGUGCUGUCCCUCAUUUUCCAGCCAAUCCAAAGCAGAGCAGAAUCUCCAGAGCUGAGAGUGGUUUCUAAGAAACCUGAACCCAGAACAUGCACAUACAUAAUGUCUAUAGCAACCAGUUCAUUGCAUCCAUUGCCAUUCCAGAGCGGACUGCAUCAAACAAUGGAGUUACUGUGCACUAUCAAACUCUCAGACAACUAAUUAGGUCAGGAAUAGAGAGAACAAAUGGAUAGAUGAUUCAACUGUUGUUCAUGAGACCCAUAUGACAACAAGGAUGCCUCAUCUACAUUCCUCAUCAACACACCUGGAACAAGAGAAACACGAAUUGCGGCGGCGAUUUGAGAACAAGGAGGGAGAGUGGGAAGGAAGGGUGUCUGAACUGGAGAGCGACGUGAAGCAGCUGCAGGACGAGCUGGAGAAGCAGCAGGUCCACCUGCGCGAAGCCGACCGGGAGAAGACGCGCGCUGUCCAGGAACUCUCCGAGCAGAACCAAAGACUCCUGGACCAGCUCAGCAGGGCAUCGGAGGUGGAGCGGCAGCUCUCCCUGCAGGUCCACACACUCCGGGAGGACUUCCGGGAGAAGAAUUCCUCCAGCAGCCAACACAUCGUGCGGCUGGAGAGCCUCCAGGCCGAGCAGGUCCUUGAAAUCAAAAUGCUGACAGACAGGAAGCGGGAGCUGGAGCAUCGCCUCAGUGCCAUGAUGGAGGAGAAUGACCUGCUCCAGGGAACCGUGGAGGAGCUGCAGGACCGAGUCCUCAUCUUGGAGAGACAAAGCCAUGACAAGGACCUGCAGCUGCACCAAAGCCAGUUGGAGCUCCAGGAGGUGAGGCUGUCCUACCGGCAGCUGCAGGGCAAGGUGGAGGAGCUCAGCGAGGAGAAAAGUCUCCAAAACCUCAACACAACCAGCACAUCCCUGCUCUCUGAGAUAGAGCAGAGCAUGGAGGCAGAGGAGCUGGAGCAAGAACGAGAACAGCUGAGGCUGCAGCUCUGGGAGGCGUACUGCCAAGUGCGGUACCUGUGCUCCCACCUGCGAGGCAACGACAGCGCCGACUCGGCCGUGUCCACUGACUCCUCCAUGGACGAGUCCUCAGAAACCUCAUCAGCCAAAGACGUCCCAGCUGGGAGCCUGCGGGCAGCUCUCAGUGAGCUCAAGAGACUGAUACAAAACGUGCUGGACGGGGCAGACUCCACAAGCUCUCGGCGAAGCGACGACGACACCUUAGAGGAACAGAUCAGGAGAACGAGUGAGGAUUCGCGAGCCCUGAGGGAAUUAAUGGAGGGAGAACGGGGGAAACUGAGGCAGAGUUUGGAGGAGCUGCAGCGACUGCACAGCCAGGUGACGCUGCUGAGUGUGGAGAUGACGACGCUGAAGGAGGAGCGGGACCGGCUGCGCGGCGCUGCCGAGGACAAGGAGGCGAGCGAACGGCUCCUGCAGGCCAUCAGGGACCGCGACGAGGCCAUCGCCAAGAAGAACGCGGUGGAGGUGGAGCUGACCAAGUGCAAGAUCGACAUGAUGUCCCUCAACAGCCAACUCCUGGAUGCCAUCCAGCAGAAGGUGAACCUCUCGCAGCAGCUGGAGGCCUGGCAGGAUGACAUGCACAGGGUCAUUGACCAGCAGCUGAUGGACAAACACCCGAAGGAAUGGAGCCAGCUUGCUUAUUCCUUCUCCAGUGGCUCCGGCGCCAAGCGGAGUGCCAGGCCCUCCCCCGCGCUCAGGCCGGAGCAGCAGGGGGAUGAGCCCGGCGGGGCUGAAGGAAACCGUCUCUUCUCCUUUUUCAAGAAAAACUAAUUUGAAAAAGAGAAAAUUCUCCAGCCAUUCCUGCUUCAAGAUGGGGAGUGGGGCAGCUGCCCAGCUUGCUGAUGGACCCAAGUCUGAUCCACUGAGUAAAAAAGAAGGGGGCAAAGGAGUUAACUCUUGAGACUCUGCACUAUUUACACCGCACCUGGUCUGAACCAAAUGUUUACAUGAAUUGGAGAUUUGCAAAUUGACAAUGUGAUUCUAGUAGAAAGAAACUUUUCUUACCCUGUAAGUGAAGUGAUAAACUUCAGGGUAUAUUUUAGGCGCUUUGACACAGUCCAGUUUCUGCUGUGAAGAAUCCUCUGAUUGUCUUAAAAGCAUUCUUGUGCUGGAGAAGGAAAUAAGCAGCCCCAAGACAGAGCGGUGCAGGGGAUUGAGAACUGCUGUCACAGCGAGCACAGGGGGAAGAAGAGGGCUGAAUGCAAGAGGACAGAGGGGAGCCAUUUGUACCACCCUGGCAGCUGUGACAUCCUUCAUCCAUCCCACUGAGACUGGAGUCACCCUGGCCCCAGCAGUACCAUGUUUUGACAAAUGUAGCUUUCUCUGUGGUGGAAGUUGAGCCCUCACUGCAGAUCCUGCCUGGGCACCAUCUCCCCUGGAGCUCUGCGUGGCUGUUCACCCUCGCUGGGAUCCAGGCUCCUCGCAGCUCAGGGUAGGGGACAGAUAGGUGGUGUCACUGUCCUCUCCAGCUCCUUCCUGUUACAGAGGUAAGAGUUGCAGGCUGUAGCUACACAGAUUUCUCCCUGACCAUGGAGACUGACCAUCUACAAGAGAUUACAGACUGGAUAAAAGUUGUGCAUGUUCAGUCCUGGGGCAUCUGCUGUUCCUCCAAUGGCCAAAAGUAGUUUGGGAGCUUCAGCAAGUCACACGCCUCUCCCCAAAGCCAUACACAUCUCCCAAACAGAGUAAGAAAACUCAUUUUAACUGGAUAGACCCCCAAAAGCCUAACUAAUAAUUCACUGAAAGCCUACUCCCAAUGAUGUCAGUCAGUCUUUGACACUGGGUUGGCAGACUGGAUCCUCAGAAAGCACACUGGCAUCUGCCUUCACUGAAGCCAAAGGCCAUCAGGGUGUUACAAAGCUCUGGAAAGCCUGCAGGUUACUCUGCCCUAUGCAGUAACAUUGGCUAUGGCCUGACAGAAAGGAGUGUUUGUCCCUGCCUGUGGGUCAGUUGCUACUCAGCCCUUUGGUGAGCAGGUAGCCAAAGGUCCUUUUGAUCAAAGAUGACCAGAGCCUGCUUUGCACGACUUGAUCAACAAGAAGGAAGGUGGCUUUUUUGGUGUAUGCACACAGCAGUGCUGGAAAUCCUGCAAUACUCAAGUAGGGACCUUCCCUCCUCACUGGAUGGGCACUUUACAGCUCUUCUCCUUUGUCAGUCUGCCAUCAUAAGCCAGGGAGGAGCACCAGGCUCAGCUCAGAGAUGUCCUGCUGCUGUCAUGCAAUUUUCACACAUUCUCCCAGCUCAUGAUACCCACGGGCCCCAGUUUGUUUUCUGCUGCUCUAAAGAGGCCACCACCUACACUGUCCCACAGCAGACAGAGCUGGGUGCACCUUCAGCUCUGCCCUGCUCAGCAACUUUGGUGCUAACACACCAUCCCACAGGGAGCUGCUGUCUCUGCUCACUGCUUACAGGAACAAGCUUUCUGCUAGAAUAGGUACCAAACUCCUUCUGAACACCAGAUAAGAGGCUGGUGGCUUGGGUUUUAGUAUUACUCAGCUUACCUGUGGGAUAGAACAUCCAUAAUACCUCAGUACAAAUAUCCUUUCUGCCUAGGAAGAUUUGAGCAUUCCCGUGUUUCCUUAUUAGCAUGAAACCACGACACUGGUAUGAAAUCAUCUUGCACUAAGCUCUGGGUUGCAAGGAGCAGAGUCCUGUGAGAUUGGCAAUGAUAGUGAAGAGCUGGGUGGUAAAACCCAUCUACAUGAAAGCAGUGAAUCCUGGAGUGCAGAGCCUGCUUCAGGAAAUACUUGGGCAAAGCCCCACCAAGUACAGCUUGAUGCUUAUGGGGAAAGGAAUCAGGAGCCUCACAGGCAGGGAAGGAAAUUGAACCUUGGCCUCUCUGUUCUAGGCAAUGCUCAGCUGUUGAGUAUCUGCUUGUAGCCACUUGUGCAAGCGAGGGGAAGGGCUGCAGUGCAGUGCUCAGUCUUCAUCCUCCCAUCCUGCCUGUGCUGUGACUCUGGAUGGGGCAGGGACACCAGGCACAUGCUCAGCACCUCCUGCUGCCAGGACUGUCACACCCACAUGCAUUACCCCAAGUGCUGAUACUGCAGAGCCAGGCGUGGCUGCGUGGAUGCCAGUGACACCUGUGACACAGUGACACCUGUGACACAGUGACACCUGUGAACACUGAAAACAAUGCUCUAUCAGGAGAGCCACGUGAACAUCUCGGUCCUCAGGGACCUUUCUUCUGCUGUCAGUUGUCAUUUCCCAGACCCCACCAACUCUACUCGAGCCACAUGCCCAGCGGUUGUGUGGGACUCUACCCCAGAGAGGGAUGAUGGAUGGAUGGAUGGAUGGAUGGAUGGAUGGAUGGAUGGAUGGAUGGAUGGAUGGAUGGAUGGACGCAUGGGUGCAUGCAUGGGUGCACGGAUGCAUGGAUGGAUGCAUGGAUGCAAUCCUAAGGCAAGAGCCUUAACUUACCCCAUGAAGAUGCAGUAAUGAGAUGAAGAAAGGUGCCUUCUGCUACGUUUGCUGAGGAAAGUGACUCAAUCAGUUGCAAGGGUAGGCACAGCACAUCUCUUCAUUUACAGAGAAUCCUUAAUCCCACUGCAAUUUUAUUUAUUUAACAAGAGUGACAGAAGAGAUUGCAAGAGGAAAGUCAGCAUGUUCUAAGGUGCCAGUUGGGUAUAGUUUCUUCAAACAAGCCCCUUCACCCUAAAGACUUAGUUGCACUACUAAACCCAGAGAUACAAGAGAGCUGGGUGUAAUGAACUGGACAACACACCAAAGGAGACCUUGUGCUGAGCUGCUACUCCACAGGAACAGAAACUGCCUUAACACAGCAGCUAGGUUUUGUCUUGUCUUGAAAAACCUCGUGCAGUCCUUCACACCCAUUUGUCACGUUGUGUUUUAACAAGGUCUUCACCCUGUGCUGUCAUUAACACACUCACCUCCAUCCUGUCAUGGCCAGGAGCCCAGGAUCAGCCUUGCAGUGCUGGUUAGAAGAAACUUCACUUGUGGUACUUGACUCUUCCAGGACACACACGGUGCAAAGGAAACAUCAGCUCCAGGGAAUGAGAUGGAGGAAGCACAUUAAUCCAGCAGGUACUCAGCAUCCCAAAGGAGUGGGAUUAGCAGCUCUAAACACAACCCUCAGCCUUGCUUUCGAGAUAAUGGUAAAUAAAACAGUAGGGCUGCACAGUCACUGUUCAAAUAUUGCACAGAGAAGAGAUGCCUGCUGAGAUUAAGGUUACAAAGGACUUUCCCACAAGUAACAGGUGACUUGUUUGGGCAAAUGUUUAUUAUGCCAGCCUGAGGGAAAAGGGAUCAGUCUCCCCUUCCUAAACUCUGCAAGGGAAGCAACUGUAAACAAGGAACAAAUGUAAAUGAAAGGCAAGUCACUAGCACUUUAUCUUCACACAAACUUAGAUCAGCAACUUGCCCUGGAGAUGAACAAUAAAUCAAAAAGUUACUGACAACAGAGUCAUUUUGCACAGAGAGCAGAAAGUGAGGCUGCAGGCAGGGCCACAUGCACUUGUCCUACUUAGAAUGGUGAAUUCCAGAUAAGCCUCUCCAUCAGGCAAACUCUACUCCCCACUCAGCUAUAAAAAGCAAGAUUGUUUGAACCAAAAAGCCAAGAAAGGAAGUGUCUGGGUGCUGCAGCAAUGAUUCCCUUGGAUUGAGAGGGAAAAAGCACACAGCAGGGACAAGCAGAAAGAAUGUACCUAUAGAUAUGUACAUAUACCACAGUGCUGUAAUUUUUGUAUGUAGCAGUCAUGUAAAUAAAUGUAUGGUUUUUAUAUGAUACAUAUUAUAAAAAUCUAUAAAGGCAUAUUUUUAGAAAAAAAAUGCUCUACUUCUUUUGUAAAUAGUUCUCUUCAGAAUAAAACAGAUCAUUUAUAUGA
This is a messenger RNA of Cyanistes caeruleus (blue tit), 6185 nucleotides long. NCBI's taxonomy places the organism in Eukaryota, Metazoa, Chordata, Aves, Passeriformes, Paridae. The record is from RefSeq and is a predicted model, not a curated record.